Messenger RNA from Dovyalis caffra, 1416 nucleotides. Lineage: Eukaryota; Viridiplantae; Streptophyta; Magnoliopsida; Malpighiales; Salicaceae. The record is from the annotation of a GenBank genome assembly.
AUGCCCUGCCAUUUUUUGCCGAUAAAGAACAAACAAAUUCCAGCCAAUGAGGAGCUUGACUUUGAUUUAUCUCCAACAUUUUCCACAAGGAAAGUUAUCAAUGAAGUUCCUGUUGUUUAUUUGGAAGCUGAUUUUGUUGAAAACAUGGAUCAAAUCCGAAAGACAAUGAUGCAGCAUGAAGCUUUGUUCAAGGAACAGGUUCAGGCACUGCACAAAUUGUACGAUAUCCAGAAAGUAGCAAUGCAGGAAAUAAGGAGAAGAAGUUAUUCUCAGGCUCAAGUGCUUGCAUUUAGUCCUGAAAGUCUUGUACUUGUGGAAGGCCAAUUUUGUGGAUCUGUUUUGGAAGGGAAACCCUUGAGGCCGGUCUAUACCGCUGGUCGAGCACAUAAGCAAGAUGCAUUGGCUCUUUCUUUGAGUCCCUUCUGCACACUCAAAGAGAUUAAAGGUAGUGGUUCUUUAUGGAUUGAUGGCGUUGGGGCUGAAACUUUCCCCCCUGCUCAUAGCAAACCUGUGAGAAAUUUUGAUCUUGAAAAACUCCCAGAAGAUGCAGGUGAGUACACUGAUAUUCAAGGAAUAGCAAAGCAAUGGAAAGGAAACAAUUUCCCUGAUUCUACUGAAUCGUUUCAAGAUCUCGGAAAAAGUGGUAAAAUUGUAUCAACAAGUACAAAAUCAGAUGGGAUGGUCUCAUCUCCCAAAGAUCCCGUCACAUGCUCUCAAGAUUCUUCAAUCCUGGAACCUCAACAUUGUGAAUCGAAAGAACUCAACGACUUCAACAUCCAAAGGUCGAUUUACUUGGAGACAAACUCCAAUCUGGCACCGCAAAAUCCGAACUUAUCUGCUGCUGCCAAGGACUCAAGUAAUGGCAGCAAUAGCAUUGAGUCCCAGGAGACAAAGUUCUUCGAGAAAAAAGAUACUUGUGUCCGCAGGGACGAUACUGGCGAGGCAGUUCAGGCAAGCCCCAGCAGCAAGGCAGUCUUCCUAUCAGAAUGUGAAGAAGAGCCCCACAUCAGCCAAGAUGUUUUGAGACCUUCAGCUUGCUCCACCCACGCAGAUUCUGAAAUAAAAACCACAGACAGUAAUAGCCAUUCAAACUGUGAACCUGGAAACGUGACAAACUUGGAGACGCCUCCUGUUGUAACAGAGGGAAAUCAGAACAGGAAGGGUAAACCAGUCCUGUAUGAAGAGUGUGAAAGCCUGGCAGCUGAGAUUUUGCUCAGUUUUGCACCCAGUGAUACUAAAAGACAUGCAAUGGAAGCUGAGCCAGGUAAAUCUUAUGGAGACCCUGCAACUUCGGAAGAGAAGCGAAAUAUGUGUCAGAAAAGAUGUGGAAACUUUAGCAAUGGUGAUAGAGUAUAUGAAUCCUUAAGCUGGACAAGAUCAGCUAAUAGUUUGAGGACUGUUAAAAGACACCGGUAA